ACUCACUGAAAAGCACAUCCAACCAAGCAGCCAUCUGUUAUUGUGGAUAACAGCGUGUCAGGAGAAAAACACAGGAAAUAUGGCCGUGACCGAGUGGCGUUUAUCUCUCAAGUUAAUAGACCAGCCUUCCGUUCCGAAGUCGGUGCUGCAGUUUCCGGGAACAGAACCCGGGGAUGUCCCGCCUGGUCAGUACCGCGUCGCCACUCUGAAGCAGCUCGUGUCAGUGCAGCUACCGGACGCGAUUCCUGAUCCUGAGCUCAUAGAACUGGUGUACUGUGGCAGGAAGCUGAGGGAUGAACUCACUUUAGACUCUUAUGGGAUCCAGUCAGGGUCAACAGUGCACAUACUGAGAAAGUCAUGGCCAGAACCUGAGAUCCAAUCAGAGCCAGUGGACAGGGUGGCAGCUGCAAGAGAAUUUCGUGUCCUGCAGGCAGCACUUCACACCAGCACAGCCUACAGAGACUCUGUUUUUAAGAUGCUGAACAAUAAGGAGUCUUUAGAGCAAAUCAUUGUGGCGACACCUGGCUUGAGUAGUGAUGCCAUGGCCUUAGGUGUACUUCAAGACAAGGACCUUUUUGUGCAAUUCACAGAUCCAAACAUGCUUGACUUGUUGAUUAGCUCUCACCCAGCAUUGGUUAAUGCCAUUAUUCUGGUGCUGCAUUCUGUAGCUGGGAGUGUUCCCACCCAGCAGAGUGCCAGCUCCUCUAGAAAUGCCUCCUCCAGCUCCUACAGUGAAAUGCCAGGUGGCUUUCCCUUCGAAGGCAUGUCGGAUGAUGAGGAAGAAUUCCAUUCUGGGAAUCGCAGUGGGACAUCCAUGAGUUCUGCAGGUUCCUCAGGCCUGAGGCCUGCUACAUUAGGUUACAGUGGAGCAGUAGGACCCAGACCCAUCACACAGAGUGAACUCGCUACAGCUCUAGCCCUAGCCAGCACCCCAGAAAGCAGUGCUGUUACACCUACCAUAGGAAACCAGGGAGCUUCUUCAGGAGUUUCCCCUAUCCCUGCAGGAACACCAAUAACGAACGACCUUUUCAAUCAGGCCCUGCAACAAGCCUUACAGGUGUCUAGCAUGUCUUCUCUUCAAAAUCAGUGGCAAUCUCAGCUCCAGCAACUUCGUGACAUGGGAAUCCAGGAUGAGGAGCUGAUUCUGCGAGCCCUCCAGGCCACUGGAGGAGACAUCCAAGCUGCUCUAGAGCUUAUUUUUGCUGGGGGAGCGCCAUAAGAUGCUGCAUAUUAGAAAUGCACAUGUGAUAUUUGUUGUUAUAGCUGCAUUAAAAAAAAAAUCUGUUCACACCUUUUCCCCUGGCAUGCUAAAAUACAAAUUUUAAUUAUUUCAUUGUCACAGAUUGUGCGCAGAUACAGUCCCCUCCAGAAUUAGUAGCACCCAGACUCCCAAUUGGUAUGACAAAAAUGUGCUCUCACUGGAGAUUGUAACGGUUGUUUCCCAUGAUUUCACAGUCACUCAUGGCUGGGAGUCCAAAAGUGGGGCGCUCAGUGUGAGGGUUGCGGCAGACUGCUGCCCACAGAAACACUAGCCAGUAAUGGGUGUCUGUAAGCUUUAAUAUGCAGAAGAGGGCAGAUAGCACUUUCCUCCAAGUGUGUUAUGUUGUCCUGUGAUGCAGCAUGCACAUCAGGUUGAAAAGACUGGCUUUAUGUGUCCAUGUGGAAGAAUAUGCUAGCAAUCACCCUUCCUAAUUAGAAGCACAAAAACGUUUAUUUUUUUUACUAUUGAUUUUAAAAUUAUUGGUAAAAUUAUUGGCCUAUUCUUAUAGAGCUAUAAAGAUUAUGGUCUAUACUUCUAUGCAGAUCAUUUUAAGUUCCUUUUUAUACAUAGUUUCAUAGUGAACUUUUGUUUUCCAUUAUACUAAACUCUGGAGACUGAGCUGAUUGCAAAUUUUUUUUUUACCAAUUCUGGGUUGGUUUUUAAGUAUGUUUGUUGAAAGCAUCAUCAAUGACCCCUUGUAGAUGCAAACAACUUUUAGAAUGUAUAUCCUGGUACUUGCUGUCAGCCUUCACAAGAGUUUGGGACCACCAUGUUGUGAGAUGAUCUAAAAAAGAGCUUCUUUCUUAUAGGGAUUUGUUUGUUUGUUUGUUUAUUUAUUUAUUUAUUUAUUUACGGUGUGUGUGCGUACAUGAUGUAAUAUGGGUAAUAUUAAAAGACAAUCACCUCAACUAUAAAAAUAAAUUGUAAUAUAGGGAUGCAACAGGGGACAUGCUCCUGUAGGUCUUUACUUUGUAUGUAUAACAUACAAACAUGAUUGUAUAACAGCAGAGCAGUCUAUAUCAGCACUGCUAUAAUAUCAUGCAAAUACUGGACAAGAGUAUGAAGUGAUGUUCACAUCAGACAUCCUGACAUUUAAUGAGAAGCUUCACGGAAAAUCUUGACCUAUAUCUGCAUUAUUUUAUGUAUUGGGCUGCUGUUACAUGAUGGCUGUUUUAGAUAAUGGCACAAAUGAGCAGGUCUAGACAUAUUCCUGAUAAAGUGAGAACUGUGUAUAAUGUAAUUUACAAUAACAAAAGCUUGUUGAUAACGAAAAUGUUUAUUUAUUUCAAUUAUUACUUAGGGUUGUCAAUAAUUUAAAAAAUAUAUAUUAUCUAGAUAUAAUUAUAAUAAGGGUUCCAAUUAUUCUGGAGUGCACUGUAUUAUUUCCUGCUUAAUAUGUUAUUGCUGAUAUUGGCACUGACCUUGCAUAUGGCACAAGUUAAUAAGUUAUUAAACAGGAAAUAAAUAAAAUUCCUCAAACUUGUUUGUCCAGUCCAGUGUUUGUAGGUUCAUUUUUAUUUUGUUCUCAAAUAUCUCACUUAUAGGAAGAUGCAGAUUACUUGUUUUUUGUGUAAUACAAUCCUUUC
Clarias gariepinus (North African catfish) is the source of this 2847-nucleotide messenger RNA. RefSeq names its product ubiquitin-like 7a (bone marrow stromal cell-derived) (gene ubl7a). Gene Ontology annotation, biological process: ubiquitin-dependent protein catabolic process. Gene Ontology annotation, molecular function: polyubiquitin modification-dependent protein binding. The record is from RefSeq and is a predicted model, not a curated record. The coding region runs from base 80 to 1219 and encodes 379 amino acids. Gene Ontology annotation, cellular component: cytosol. Lineage: Eukaryota; Metazoa; Chordata; Actinopteri; Siluriformes; Clariidae. The transcript has 11 exons.